Molecule: messenger RNA, 2206 nt
Organism: Ziziphus jujuba (common jujube)
Lineage: Eukaryota; Viridiplantae; Streptophyta; Magnoliopsida; Rosales; Rhamnaceae
Product: protein NRT1/ PTR FAMILY 5.6
Exons: 4
Coding region: 162-1946 (594 amino acids)
Biological process (GO): transmembrane transport; dipeptide transport
Cellular component (GO): membrane
Molecular function (GO): dipeptide transmembrane transporter activity; tripeptide transmembrane transporter activity
Source: RefSeq, a predicted model, not a curated record
ACAAUCCCUCCCCCUAUAUAAGAAGCCCCAGAACAAAGCUUUUUAAACCCACCAAAACAUUCUUCAUAGAUAGUCAUCUUUACUAGUGAUUUAGCUUCUCUUCUUAGCAAAGUGAUAAACAUAUAUAGAUAUAAUAGUUUCUUUCUGAUCAGGGAAGCAAGAUGAAAGAGAGAAAAGUAGUAGCAGAAACAAAACAAGUUGAUGAAGAAGAGAAAUGGGUUUAUGAUUCUUCAGUGGAUCAUAAAGGAAAAGUUCCUCUACGAGCUUCCACUGGUGUUUGGAAAGCGUCUCUCUUUAUUAUCGCCAUUGAGUUCAGUGAGAGGUUGAGUUAUUUUGGAAUAGCAACAAGCUUGAUUAUUUACCUGACCAAGGUCAUCCAUGAAGACCUAAAGACAGCAGCAAAGAGUGUCAACUACUGGGCCGGAGUGACCACAUUGAUGCCACUCUUUGGAGGAUUCAUAGCCGAUGCUUAUUUGGGUCGUUUCUCAACCGUUUUUGUCUCUUCCAUAAUCUACCUCAUGGGUUUGGUUCUUUUGACCAUGUCAUGGUUUGUACCUGGCUUGAAGGCUUGUGAUAGUAAUCUAUGUACUGAACCAAGGAAAAUCCAUGAAAUAGUCUUCUUCCUUGCAAUCUACUUGAUAUCGAUCGGAACGGGAGGACAUAAACCGGCUCUGGAGAGCUUCGGAGCUGAUCAAUUCGAAGAUGAUCACCCCGAGGAAAGGAAGCAGAAGAUGUCCUAUUUCAACUGGUGGAAUUUUGGUCUUUGCUCUGGACUACUAUUUGGAGUGACUUUCAUUGUUUAUGUGCAAGAUCAUGUGAGCUGGGGUGCUGCUGAUGUUGUUCUUACCAUUGUCAUGGCCGUUUCUCUGGUUGUCUUCAUUGUUGGAAGGCCGUUUUAUCGCUUUAGGAAGCCGAAUGGAAGUCCAUUGACACCAUUGUUGCAGGUUGUUGUAGCCGCCAUUAAGAAAAGGAAUCUUCCAUACCCUUCUAAUCCUGCUCACUUGUAUGAAAUUUCCAAGUCAGAUAAGUCUCAAGGAAGGCUCCUAUGCCACACCAAGAAGCUCAAGUUCUUCGACAAGGCGGCUAUCAUCGAAGACACAAACGACUCAGCUGAAAAACAAAGUCCAUGGAGACUCGCAACGGUGACGAAGGUGGAAGAGAUGAAGCUUGUACUCAACAUGAUCCCCAUAUGGAUGGCCACACUUCCCUUCGGAGUCUGCGUGGCUCAAGCCUCGACAUUCUUCAUCAAACAAGGUGUAACCAUGGAUCGAAAAGUCUGGAAUUUCGUGAUCCCACCGGCGUCGAUCUACUCUCUCGCCGCCAUCGGAAUGAUAAUCUCGGUCACCAUCUAUGAGAAACUCCUAGUCCCUGUGCUGAGAAGAACAACCGGAAACGAAAGAGGCAUCAACAUCCUCCAAAGGAUAGGUAUCGGAAUGUCUUUCUCCAUAGUCACAAUGGUUGUUGCCGCAUUGGUCGAAAAGAAAAGACUAGGACUCGUCGAAACCGACCCAGUGAAGGGUUCGCACUCCAUGAGUGUUUUCUGGUUAGCUCCACAGUUUCUUAUCAUCGGAGUGGGAGAUGGGUUCAGCAUCGUAGGAUUGCAGGAGUACUUCUAUGAUCAAGUCCCUGACUCCAUGAGAAGCUUAGGAAUCGCUUUCUAUCUUAGCGUUAUUGGAGCUGCGAACUUCCUGAGUAGUGUUGUGAUAACGAUCAUCGAUCAUGCAACCGAGAAUAGCACAGGGAAGAGCUGGUUUGGGAAGGACUUGAAUAGUAGCAGAUUGGACAAGUUCUAUUGGGUUUUGGCAGCGAUGAGUGCGGUGAACACUUGUGUGUUCGUGCUCUUGGCUCGCCGAUAUUCUUAUAAGAAUGUUCAGAAUGUUGCUGUUGCUGAUUGCUAUCGUGAAGGUGAUGAUCGGGAUAAUGAUGAUGCAGCUUCAAUGGCUUGAAAAAAUUAGUAUAGAUAUAUAUAUUAUAUGGUAUAUAUAUACUAUAUGUUUAGGUUUAUAUAUGAUUAAGCUCUUAGAAAUUAAUUCCUAUGAUUUUCCUUAUAGUGUGUUAAAAACAUAAAAAAUGAUCAAAUUAAAAUGUUGUAGUACGUUAAGAGGGAAAAAGUACAAUUAAUUAAUGUUGUAGAUCAUCACCGUGCCUGAAAUUUGUAAAGGUUUGCGUUUCAAUGGAUGUGUAUGCUCUGCUUGCUUUAGCACCA